AUGGACUACCGGCGCAUGUUGAUGAGCCAGGUCAUCCCGGGGCAAUUUGACGAUGCGGAUUCCUCCGAUAGUGAAAACGUGCACUUGAAGACAGCCAGAGAGGAAGAUGUUGUUUCACUUGGAGACCUUAAAAAUAAGAAUGAAGACGAGAUAGAAGAGGAGGAGGAUGAGGAGGAAGAUUAUGAUGAAGAUUGGGACUGGGAUGAUGGAAUUGCAAAACUUACUAAGAGUUGUGCAUUGAAUAGAGGGAGUAACCCUCAGGCAAAUCAACGGACUCCAAAUUGCAGUUCUGCCAGAAUGUCUACUCCUUCAGCCAAGGUCUUACAGAAAUUUGAGAAUAAAGCAAAUCUAGAUAAACUCAAUGUUACAGAUUCUGUCAUAAAUAAAGUCACUGAAAAAUCUAGGCAAAAGGAAGCAGAUAUGUAUCGCAUCAAAGAUAAGGCAGACAGAGCAACUGUAGAACAGGUGUUGGAUCCCCAAACACGAAUGAUUUUAUUCAAGAUGUUGACUAGAGGUAUCAUUUCAGAGAUGAAUGGCUGUAUCAGCACUGGAAAAGAAGCUAAUGUGUACCAUGCUAGUACAGCAAAUGGAGAGAACAGAGCAAUAAAAAUUUAUAAAACUUCUAUUUUGCUAUUCAAAGAUCGGGACAAAUAUGUAAGUGGGGAAUUCAGGUUUCGUCAUGGCUACUGUAAAGGAAACCCUAGAAAAAUGGUGAAAACUUGGGCAGAAAAGGAAAUGAGGAACUUAAUCAGGCUAAACACAGCAGGAAUACCGUGCCCAGAACCUAUAAUGCUAAGAAAUCAUGUUCUUGUCAUGGGGUUCAUUGGAAAAGAUGACGUGCCGGCACCGCUCUUGAAAAAUGUUCAGUUAUCAGAGUCCAAGGCUCGGGAGUUGUAUCUGCAGGUCAUCCAGUAUGUGAGGAAAAUGUACCAGGAUGCUCGUCUUGUUCAUGCAGAUCUCAGUGAAUUUAAUAUGUUGUAUCAUAAUGGAGAUGUGUACAUCAUUGACGUGUCUCAGUCUGUGGAGCAUGACCACCCACAUGCCUUGGAAUUCUUGAGAAAAGACUGUGCCAAUGUCAAUGAUUUUUUUUUUAAACACAACAUUGCUGUGAUGACUGUGCGGGAGCUCUUUGAAUUUGUCACAGAUCCAUCAAUUACACACGAGAACUUGGACGCUUAUCUCUCAAAGGCCAUGGAAAUAGCAUCUGAAAGAACUAAUGAAGAAAGGUCUCACCAAGACCAUGUGGAUGAAGAAGUCCCAGCAAUCCUGGAAAACCAAGAUAAAGUUGAUUCUGACUCAGAAGAUUCUGGAAGCUCUGAGUACCCUGAUGUAGACUCUGAAGGGCAGGGGGACCAUGCCUGCUCUAAAAAGUACACCACUGAUCCAGAGCCUGAUAAAAAGGAAAGGAAAAAACUGGUGAAGGAAGCCCAGAGAGAGAAAAGAAAAAACAAAAUUCCUAAACAUGUGAAAAAAAGAAAGGAAAAGACAACGAAGAAGAAGAAAGGCAAAUAA
Molecule: messenger RNA, 1512 nt
Organism: Elephantulus edwardii (Cape elephant shrew)
Lineage: Eukaryota; Metazoa; Chordata; Mammalia; Macroscelidea; Macroscelididae
Gene: RIOK1
Product: RIO kinase 1
Exons: 15
Coding region: 1-1512 (503 amino acids)
Biological process (GO): maturation of SSU-rRNA
Cellular component (GO): preribosome, small subunit precursor; cytosol
Molecular function (GO): protein serine/threonine kinase activity; ATP binding
Source: RefSeq, a predicted model, not a curated record